Messenger RNA from Scedosporium apiospermum, 3051 nucleotides. RefSeq names its product Mitochondrial presequence protease. NCBI's taxonomy places the organism in Eukaryota, Fungi, Ascomycota, Sordariomycetes, Microascales, Microascaceae. Gene Ontology annotation, molecular function: metal ion binding. The record is from RefSeq and is a predicted model, not a curated record. The transcript is spliced from 2 exons. The coding region runs from base 1 to 3051 and encodes 1016 amino acids. Gene Ontology annotation, biological process: protein processing. Gene Ontology annotation, cellular component: mitochondrial matrix.
AUGUUGCGAACUGCUGCUCGCCAGGCCGGCCAUGUCGCCCAGACGGCUGCGCCGGCGGUUACCGAUGCGGCGCUGUAUCCCAAGAUCGGCGAGAAGCUGCACGGCUUCACGCUCAUGCGCUCCAAGCAUGUUCCUGAGCUCGAGCUGACUGCCCUUCACCUCAAGCACGACAAGACUGGCGCCGACUAUCUCCAUAUUGCGAGGGAGGAUAACAACAAUGUCUUUUCAGUUGGCUUCAAGACGAAUCCUCCGGAUGAUACGGGCAUCCCACAUAUUCUCGAGCACACGACGCUGUGCGGAAGUGAAAAGUACCCUAUCCGAGACCCCUUCUUCAAGAUGCUUCCGCGCACUUUGUCGAACUUCAUGAACGCCUUCACAGCCUCCGACCAUACGUACUACCCCUUUGCCACUACCAAUGCGCAGGACUUCAAGAACCUCAUGUCGGUCUACAUGGAUGCGACCCUGCAUCCCCUUCUCAAACGAACCGACUUUCUCCAGGAGGGCUGGCGAAUCGGCCCCGAGAACCCGCAGGCUGAAGCCGGUGAGGAGGGCAACAGGCUGGUGUUCAAGGGUGUGGUUUACAACGAGAUGAAGGGUCAGAUGUCUGAUGCCGGAUAUUUGUAUUAUAUCCGAUUCCAGGACCACAUCUUCCCCGACAUCAAUAACUCGGGCGGAGAUCCCCAGAAAAUCACGGACCUUACCUAUGAGCAGCUAAAGCAAUUCCAUUUCGAGAACUACCACCCAAGCAACGCCAAGUUCUUCACCUACGGCGACAUGGCUCUCGCGGACCACCUGCAGGAGGUUAACGAGCGCCUAGCCGAGUUCCGAGAGACCCACCAGCUGGUUGAUCAUAGGCGACCUAUCGACCUGAGCUCCGGUCCCAUGGAGGUGACGGUGACUGGCCCCAUCGACCCAUUGGUUGACCCCGACAGGCAGUACAAGGCUUCGGUAUCUUGGAUUAUGGGCGAGACUAAGAAUACGCUUGAGUCAUUCUCGCUAUCACUCCUGUCCAACCUUUUGUUGGACGGCUACGGCUCGCCGCUUUACAGGGGCCUCAUCGAGUCUGGCCUUGGCACCGACUGGAGCCCCAAUACUGGCUAUGACAGCAGUCCGAGCCACGGUAUCUUUUCCAUUGGCCUGUCAGGACUCAAGGAGGCAGACGUCCCUAAGCUAAAGGCAGAGGUUCGACGGAUCCUUGAAGGGGCCCGGGCAAAGGGCUUCGAUCAAACCAAGAUCGACGGCGCCAUUCACCAGAUUGAGCUCGGCCUGAAGCACAAGACGGCAACCUUUGGUCUCUCGCUGCUUCACCGCUUGAAGUCUAAGUGGUUCAGUGGCGUCGAUCCCUUCGACUCUUUGGCCUGGAACGAGACCAUCUCCGCGUUCCAAGCUGAGCUUGCCAAGGGUGGUUACCUCGAGGGCCUUCUCGACAAGUACCUGCUGAAUGACAACACUCUCACCUUCGUCAUGGCCCCUUCACCAACAUAUGGAGAGGGAAUUGCCCAGGAAGAGAAGCAGCGGCUUGCGUCGAAGAUCGAGCAAGCAGCUUCGCAGCUAGGUGGAGAAGCUGAGGCUCGAAAGGUCUUCGAGGCUCAAGAGCAAACCCUGCUCCUGGAGCAGGGCAAGACCAGGACGGAAGACCUGGAGUGUCUUCCCAGCGUUCACGUUGCCGACAUUCCCCGAGAAGCGAAGCGCUCCGUCUUGCGUCAUGACAAGUUGGACGAUGUUAGCGUUCAGUGGCGCGAGGCGCCGACGAACGGACUCACAUAUUUCCGAGCCAUCAACACAAUUGAGGGCCUUCCUGAUGAACUUCGAGAGCUCAUGCCGCUCUUUGCCGAUAGCAUCAUGCGUCUUGGUACGAAGGAUAUGACCAUGGAGCAGUUGGAGGAUCUGAUCAAGCUCAAGACUGGCGGUGUCUCUGUUGGCUACCGCGUGGCGUCAUCGCCCACAAACUUCCGGGAGGCGACCGAAGGCAUUGCCUUUAGCGGCAUGGCUUUGGACCGAAACGUGCCAGCCAUGUUCGACAUUAUCAGAAAGCUCGUUGUCGAGACGGACUUUGAUAGCGCAGAAGCCCCGCUUCGAAUUCGGCAACUCCUUCAGACAUCCGCCGACGGCCUAGUCAACGAUAUCGCGUCUUCGGGACACCAGUUCGCCAGGGGCUAUGCCGAAUCUGGUCUAACGCGAGCCGCCUGGCUCCAGCAGCAAGUCGGAGGGCUUUCUCAGGUUAAGCUCAUUACCUCGCUUGCCAGCCGACCAGCGGCUGAUAGUCUCAGCGACGUGAUUGAGAAGUUGAAGAGGAUUCAGAACUUUAUCCUUUCAGGCAACAAUAUGCGCACAGCGAUCACCUGUGGAUCCGAGAGCGUUCAGGACAACACGAAGGCUUUGGGGCAGUUCCUUUCGGCGAGGGCGAAGGCGCCUUUUGACUUUGGCUCAUCGACAAACUCCUCCGCGGGUCUUCCCCAAGAUAAGAAGGCAUUCUUCCCCCUGCCAUAUCACGUCUACUACGGCGGUCUUUCCGUGCCGACGACGUCGUAUACUGCAGCGGAAGGUGCGCCGCUCCAAGUCCUAGCACAGCUCCUCACCCACAAGCAUCUCCACCACGAGAUUCGAGAGAAGGGAGGUGCUUACGGCGGCGGUGCUUACUGCUCGGCGCUUGAUGGCCUCUUCGGCUUCUAUUCGUACCGCGACCCGAACCCGCUCAACACCAUUUCCAUCAUGCGGGACACGGGGCGCUGGGCAACAGAAAAGGAGUGGACCGACCGCGACCUCGAGGAAGCCAAGAUCUCGGUGUUCCAGCGCAUCGACGCGCCGCGGUCUGUCAACGAGGAGGGCAUGAACUACUUCCUCUACGGUAUCACGGACGAGAUGAAGCAGGCGCGCCGAGAGCGACUCUUGGACGUCACGAAAGAUCAGGUCCGCGAGGCGGCGCAGAAGUAUAUCGUCGAAGGCCUCGAGCAGGAUGCCGGAAGGUUGUGCUUCAUCGGACAGAAGCAGCCUUGGGUUGACGAUUCCUGGACUGUCCACGACAUGAACUCGAACGGUUCUCAAAACUAA